Messenger RNA from Engraulis encrasicolus (European anchovy), 1618 nucleotides. It is a transcript of the gene shisa4, whose product is annotated as shisa family member 4. The record is from RefSeq and is a predicted model, not a curated record. The transcript is spliced from 5 exons. NCBI's taxonomy places the organism in Eukaryota, Metazoa, Chordata, Actinopteri, Clupeiformes, Engraulidae. The coding region runs from base 236 to 865 and encodes 209 amino acids.
UCACGCACUAGCGUCACGGGCCGUGAAGGCUAUCAUCCGACACUCAUCACAUCUCAUGUGGAUCACGAACCGAAUGCACCCUCUCCUCUCGCUCUCUCGCAGGCAGCCCAGGCAUGUUUUUCUUUUUCUUCGAGGCGGUCCUCCAUUCCACGAGCGAGCUCUAAAGUCCCCCCGCGGUCGCCUCGGAGCCCGUUGAACGCCAUUUCAUUCUUCGGGAUAUCGGAUCGCUUCCAAGAUGUCGCUGGCCGCCGUGGCGCUGCCGGUGCUCGCGCUGGCCCUGUCCUCUUGGCCGGUGGAUGCCAAUGAGGACUGCCUAUGGUACGUGGAUAAGAAUGGGACGUGGCAUAACGGCUUCGACUGUCCCAUGAUCACGUCGUGCUGCGGGAACUGCCACCGGCGCUACUGCUGCAUGGACCCCUUCAAGAUGAUCUCCGAACGCGAACAGAAACGAUGCAUGCUCUUCCAGUUCAGUCCCACCACUAUAGCUGGUAUUGCCUCCUCCAUCCUCCUCUUCGUUGCUAUCAUCGCUACCAUGGUCUGCUGCUUCAUGUGCUCCUGUUGCUACCUCUACCAGAGAAGACAACAGAGGGGACGCACGCCAUACGAUGCUCAGCAUAUUCCGAUGGCCAGCUACCCAGUGGAGCCGAUGUACGACGCCUUUGGAAAGCCCAUGGGGGCGGGGCAUCACGAGUAUCCCGUUGGGUAUCCCAUGGCGCCCCACCCCCACUACCACCCGGGCAUGGCCAUGCCCCCCCAACACUACCCCAUCAUGCACCCCGGGCCCUACCCCCCCUACCCCCCACAAGACCCCAACUACAGCCAAGCUCCUCCUCCCUACUCGCCACCUCAAUACCCUGGACAGUGAUGAAGAGGACCUCACACACACACACACAAACACACACACACACACACACACAAACACACACACACACACACACAUACACACACACACUGAUCUACGCACAUGCACACCCAUACCGUAUAACACAUACACAUCAAACACACACACACACACACACACACUGAUCUACUGUACAUUUAUGCACACACAUACAGUAUAACACAAACACACACACGUACAGUAUAAAACAUACAGUUAUGUAUGUACACACAUACACAACAAGCGCACAUGCAAACACACACACACACACACACACACACACACACACACACACACACGGAUCUACACACAUACAUGUAAAGGGAGGCUGUCGGAGUGAUGAAUUGAAUCUGCUGUCCCUCAGCUUUGCUCCUCUAGCGUUAAAGACUCUUCAUUUCAGAUCUUUUUAUUUUCCUUAUUGCUGAUUAUUUCAGUUGAUUUCCUUUACUGCUGAUAAUUUAUUUUUGUUUUGUUUAUCUGAUUCUGAUCAAUGCCAGAUGACGCAUGAACUCAUGAACUGCUCUCAGCUACGGACUACACAUAUCAUGAAAUACACACACACACACGCACACACACACACACACACACACACACACACACACACACACACACACACACACACACACACACACACACACACACACACACAGCUACGGGACAGGUGGACUACACAUCUCUGGACUGGCCUACAUGUCGCAGACACACACACACACACACACACACACACACACACAAACA